Messenger RNA from Dermatophagoides farinae (American house dust mite), 952 nucleotides. RefSeq lists its product as uncharacterized. Lineage: Eukaryota; Metazoa; Arthropoda; Arachnida; Sarcoptiformes; Pyroglyphidae. The record is from RefSeq and is a predicted model, not a curated record.
UGUCGUGUGAGAAAAACUAAAGAAAAAUUAUUCGUGUCGAAAAAUUUUUCUCUCGUUAAAAAAAUGGCCUUAUCAAACCUUGAUCAAAUGCUUGAACAAAUUAAAUCGACAGUUUUCAAUGACAAUUUACCGAUUACCAUACAUGAUGUUUGUAGAAAAUAUCAGCUACAUAUUGAUGAUGCGAAAGAAAUUCUGAAUAAAUUCAUUACCAUAAAUAAAGGAUUGUCUGUAAACUAUUAUCUGCAUUGGAAUGUGAAGGAUGAUAUAACGCUUCAACGAUUUCUAAUCGUAAAUGGUGAUGAUGAUCUGAAUUUCUAUCGCAAUUCACAUGAAAAUGUUCAUCAUUAUGUUUAUGGUGUUUCAAAGGAAAAAAUCAAUACAGAUUUAGUGUUCAACAAAAAUAUAUUCGAUCCUCGUCAUGUAAAUUUUGAUACCAUACAAAAGACUUCGUACAUUCGUAAUGAUCUGGUAAAAUAUCGUCCAAAUAAACGUGAUUCGUUGAUCAAUACAUCCACCGCAGAUAAAAAUGAUCAAAAUCAUCAAACACGAUCGGGUAGAAUUUCGGUAGAAAUCGAAAUGAAUAAUACCGAAUCACCAAAUAAAAAACGUCAACAACAAGAUGAACCGAUAACUAAACAAGAAUCAGUGAAAAAAUAUAAACGAAUUAAAAUUGAGGAUGAUGAAAAUAUGAUGGAUGAUUGUGAUGAUAAAAUGCUUGAUGAUUUAAUUGAGAAUGAGAUUGAAUCGAAAAAAGCUGACCAUUGCAAACCACCAUUGCAACAACAACAACAACAACAACAUCAAAUCAGCCAGCGAAAAAACAAAAUGUUCUCAAAGUUAAAACUCAAAAACAGUCAAGUAUAACAAGUUUUUUCAAAAAGAAGUAAUUUUUAUUACAAUUUAAUAUUUCUCAAUAAUUUCGUACAAUAAAAUGAAUUAUUCGAAUCGAUAA